This is a messenger RNA of Symbiodinium sp. CCMP2456, 724 nucleotides long. NCBI's taxonomy places the organism in Eukaryota, Dinophyceae, Suessiales, Symbiodiniaceae. The record is from the annotation of a GenBank genome assembly.
GCGGACUGCUUCAAGUGACGAUGCUCUUGCCGACAUCGUGAGGUGGACUGCCAUAUCUGGCCGAGAUGAUGGCAUAUUCGUGGGAGGGGAAUUCAGCGGCAAAGGCCUGCAUGUAGACCAGCGCCCGGAGAGCAACCUUGGCAAGCAGUGGCGAGGCUUGAAGCUCUUCGCCGCGUGGGAUGUGGGCUCCGCUGGCCAGGCGGUGCUCGAGCGCUGCUACGGCGAGAUCUUCUGCCCGCCUUUGUUGGCGAAGCAUUGCGAGGCGUUGAAGAAGUGCACGCAGCUGUUCCUCCUUCGACCUGGAGAUAUCUUCCUGUUCAACGGUUCGAUGCCGCACACAGCGCUUUGCAUCGGCGAGUCUCUCAAUGUGACCAGCUACGAUGGCUUGCUAACGUGGCAUCCUGGGCACAUCGAGCAGUUCUUGCUGCUUGCUCGACGUUAUAAGACCGUUAAGAGCCAAAGACAGUCGUGGUCCGGCUUUCAAGCAGUGAUCGGCGGCAAAGCGAAUAGACCCCCUCUGACCUUCGCCGACAUCUCGCCCCCCGGUCUGGCAAAGGAAGACCGCCUCGAGCUUCAGCGGACCUUGGCGAGAUGUUGGCCUCAGCUGGAAGGCGCGGCCUUCUCUUUGGAUGAUACGGAUGUCCCGCCGCAACCGAGACUUGCAGAGACGUGUCGGAGGCUUUCCACUUGCCCCCUGUGGUCGUUGUGUGCACAACGCUUAUAG